Molecule: messenger RNA, 533 nt
Organism: Oryza sativa Japonica Group (Japanese rice)
Lineage: Eukaryota; Viridiplantae; Streptophyta; Magnoliopsida; Poales; Poaceae
Source: RefSeq, a predicted model, not a curated record
AUGCGUUACGUAUUAGGCAUUGGUGUUUUGGCUUUAGUUAUUGAUGUAAUAUUUGCUAAUAAUGGAAAGUUACCCCCUUUUGACAACGUGUUCAUGAUUUGCGAUUGUUUUGCUCUUCUUUACACAGGUGCUGUCUAUGGGACUUAUGAGGCUAUCAGAUACAAGGUCCCUGGCUUGCUGAAGAUCAGAUACAUUGGACAGACCACCGUUGGUAGUGCUGCAAUAUUUGGACUUUUCCUGGGAGCCGGGAGCUUGAUACACUGUGGAAAAUCAUAUUAGUUAGCAUUCUAAGUUUUGAACUCUACCCUUGUCCGUUGGGCCUCAAAGGAUCGACCAAGUGAACAUUUAUUUGAUCUUUAUGUAAAAGAUUACUAAUACCUGGUGGCUUGGGUUGGAAAGGACAAUCAGAUUCUUCUGUUAUCAUGUGUUGCUCUUCCUUUUGGUGUGGAAAUAAAAUUUGUUCAUCUGUAUGAGGGAUGCUGAUGGUUGAAGCAGCACCGGUGAAAACUGAAAAGUGGCCUUUUUGUAAUUCA